AGAUGGUGAAGAAGAGGAUGGCCAAUUGAACCAGGUAAAUUAAAGCCAUAGUCAAGUAACUGGAUACCAGGCCAAAAGCAAAAAUGAACACAGAAAUUAACCCAUUUAUUCUAGGUCUUAAAGAUAUUCCAUAAUUUGAUGUAGCAUUUUGAGAAACUGUCAUAUUUAUUGCACGAAGAAGUUACGACUAGUUUAAUUUUCUAUAUACAAUUAUAGGUAAAUAAUAAUGUCCUAGAAAAACAUUAUUCCAACAUAUUACCCCUCGCAAUAAGAUUGUCCAAUCAGAGAAGUUGUUUUCCAUCACAUGACCAUAUUAUCUUCAGGAAAUACCAUAUCGUGGGCAUCUCGUACCGCGGGUCUUUUCGACCCGAAUACCGCGCUUGAGGGGGGAAUAUGACUUUGAAUACCCCGCUCCUGCCCAGUCAGUUGUCCAAUUUCAUCGGCCAGAAACAGCGGAAUCAGCAGAGGUUGAACACGAAAUAAAUAAUGAACUUAGGAGCUUAUUGGCCAGCAACGAAGGGGUAUUUCGGGCUUAGCCCUUAGGAUAUUUCAUCAUUUAGGUGCUCGUUGCUCCAGGUCUAUGACCGAUAAAUGCGCGAGAAUGAAACUAGCGAAUAUUUGUGACCACGUCUGUACUAAUGUAGAAGGUGACAUUUUAGAGAAGAGUCUAGUUACUUGAAUAUGAGCAUAUCUUUUGUACGAUCUAAGAAGUAACUAUAUAAUAAAAAAGUCAGUUGACAGAGGUUGUUAACUAAGCGUCACGGGGUUGGGCCCAUUCCCCAGUCAACUAUAAUUAACCCCUAACUCUAAUCUCAUAUAAAAUAAUCCAUUUGCGACUUCUUGCUAAGGUAACUAACGACUCUGACGAUGGCUGCGAUGAACAGUUAUUCUGGAAUGGCAUUCCAAACAACGAAGUGUGGGAUAACAAAGGCUUUGGUGAUAGUAGAGAGGAUAUGAAUGCAAAUGUUCAGCAAGAACAGUCGGUUUCAACUAAUGUACAAACAUGUUGAGGUAAAUACGUGUAAAAACCGGGGCCUGUUGUAUAAAAACCCAGUGAAAGUUAACUACAAUUAGCGUUACCACCCGUAGUUAUAUCCUUAACUGUAGUUAGUUAACUAUAUGACUUAACUGCGUUGCACAAAACGUAGUUACUUGGGUAGUACUAAUCACGUAGUUAACUGUGUGUGAGGCUUUAUUAAAUUAAGUAAUGGGUGAUUAACAACCGCUGACAAGCAUUUUUAACAUGUUCGUGGACUCGCAUUCUGCUAAUCCGAGAGAAUUUGAUUCAAAAUAGUGGAAAAUAAACAUUCCGUGAGGUGUCACGUUAAAACGACGUGUAGCUAUUUGGAAAUUAUAUAUCAUGUUUCCUGGUGUACUGGUCUUACUUCGUGUAAGCGAAAUUGAUUUUCCCGUGCAAAAAAUUUCACCAAAAGACCAAAGCGAUAUAGCAUUUAACAGUUUUUAACUGUCAGGACUAACAUUCGUAGGGAUGGUAUAGCGAUAUAUUGACAAUCCCUGGUAAGUAUUUCUUUCCAUUACUGAAAAUACUAUUCACUCCUAACUGCAGCACCAUUUUUAACUACGUUUUGAGAAGUUAACGACACCCUUGCGCACAGUUAACUUUAACUACUUUUUAACUUCUUUUUAACUGCUGUUAGUAUAAUCGACAAUUGUGGCCGAUGAUUGAUCAAGCGACCUCGGAUUAUUACGCGAUAAUCACCUAAGCGUUUUUUUCAAAAUGGCGGCGAGUGGUUUUGUCGAAGUGACAGAUGAAGAAAUAAGUUACUAAUUUUAAAGAAAAUACUGUACCUAAAAGCACGAAAGAAGUGACAAAAUUUGGCUUAAAAGUAUUUCGAGAUGGGAAACUACGAUGCAGAAUUCUGCUUAACUUUAUUUCGCAUAAAACACCGUUUGAUUCAAGUUGCCGUACAAUAUAUAGUUUAGACAUUUGUUUACGUUUGUAAAAAAUGCAUUUUCUACAACAGAUUGGUUUCAACAACAGUCACAAUUCACAAAUGAGUUUGAAGACAUGAAUAUUGGCGGAAUAAACAAAUGUUUAUCAAUAUUCUACGUUUCUAUAAGAAAAAGUGAUGGAAAUUACUACAAAAAAGCAUUCUUGAUGGCGAUAUGAGCGGCUCUGGAUAUAGAAACCUAACGUCACCGCCGUACGAAAAAGAUUGAAAUGUGUUAUAUUAUUUUUUUUCAAAUAAUCGCCUUUGUAAUUAUACUAAAACAAUUAUUCGCCUCAGGCUCGGUGAAUAUCGCUGAAUAAAAACCUCGACUUCGUCUCGGUUUUUAUUCAGCGAUAUUCACCUCGCCUUCGGCGAAUAAUUGUUAAUUAACCCGACACUGAAAAUAGGCAUUUGAAAUGACAAUUAUUUAUUUGCAGUUACGCUUCCCUCCAUCAUGCAAGUUUGUCUAUAAUUAGCGCCAAAUUUAACCAAUUCAUGAUCAGAAGAAAUCACGAAUAUUAUAUCAAUAUUGUACUUCCCUACUAAUUCACAUGUCACGUCGAAAUUUCGAUGCCCGCCAAGCAUGGAGAUAGAAGUCGUUACCUUACCAGGGCUCCCGAGAGGGGAGGGCACUCUGACCAAGGCCCCCAACUCAAACAAGGCCUCCAAAGCAGAGAAGGCCCUUAAAAAUCCUUAGAUGCAUUCGUUAGUGUCGGAUAAUAUGUAAUAAAUUGUAAAUAUAUACUGUAUUGUAAAACACCGCUUCUCCCUUUUUAGAAUUAUGACGUCAUAGGGGCCUUUUGGAAAGUUUUUUCCCCAGGCCCCGCGCAACUCUGGGCGGCCUUGCGCAUUGCAUUCGAUCAAAAUGACGACUGUUGUAUCUAUCAUUGAACUAUAAAUAAACUGGAAGGCUAACUCAGGGGGGGGAUUGAAGCCUGAGUGGACUGAGCUAUGAGCAGAAAUACUCAACACUGAACGUUGGGCUACAUAUCAAAUUGAAGCUAUUGAAAAACGCUAUUUGGUGUAGAACUUUCAAGACUUUAACUAAAAUGGAAAUAUUGAAAAACUACAAACAUAAUUACCGAUAAUUUGCCGUUUUGCAGUUGUUUUUGUAUUUUUUAAAUAUUUUUCUUUUCGCUGAAGUCUUGAAAUUUCCACACCGAAUAGCAAUUUUCAAUAGCUUCAAUUUGAUAUAUAGCCCGACGUUUGGGGUCAAGUAUUUCUGCUCAUAAGAUCGGAAGAGCAGUUAGCCUUCCAGUUUAUUUAUAGUUGAAUGGUAUCUAUACGUAUAGCAGGAAUGUUUAAAAGUUCAAAUUUCCUAUAAUUUCAUCAUUGUUUUCUUGUUCUUUUUAAAUUUUAAAAUUUUAGUAGAACUUGAAAGUUCUAUUUUAAAAUUUAUUCCAAUUUGCAUUUCAUUUGUGUGGUUUGCAAAUUGUUUCUUUCUUUUUUUUUUCAACUCGAAUUUAUUAUUACUUGCCAAUUUUAGAAACGUUUGUAUCGAAAUAGUUCAUAGUUGCAUCCAUAUCGCUACCAACGAAGCUUGUUUAUACAUGAAUUGAAUGAGACACCACACAACUACGCAGAAAUAUAAUAGGCAACGUUAUUUCAUUUGGUUUAACCCUCAGUAUGAGUGCCAAAACCAACACAGGCACAAUUUCCUCAGCCUAAAGGUCUGUUUACACUUGCAUUUUUUGCUGUGAGUUCUAGAGCGAUUUUCUUCUUCUGAACGAUGUGAACGAGUAGACGAAUUGUUAAUGUUCUGAGUAUAUAUAUGUACCCUCAUCUGAACAUUCAUAACGCAUCCACUCGUUACUUUACAUGCAUCAGAAGAAGAAAAUCGCACUGAAAAUCGUACCUAAAGUGUGAAUGGGUUUUAACUGACAAACAUUUUCCACGUACAACCACAAACGUCAAAAACUUUUUAACAGAGACGCAGUUAUAUGACACAAUGUAAUGUCCAUCAUUAUCGCAAUAAUGUAAUAAUGCACGUAUAAUUAGGGAUAUCAACCACGGAGCCACCAUGGUGCCAGAGGCUCUUUGCGAGGCGAAAUAAACGAGAAGGGAGAACGGAGAGCGUUUGGUCACAUCGAUUGCAAAUCCCACUUCCACACUUGAUUAGAUUCAGAAUUUGAAUCUCGCAUGUGAUUUGCCAUUUGUAAAAAUAUGUCAAAUCGGUUAGGGAAAUAAACAUUACUGUAAGCUAAUUAUAGCCUAUAUUAAAAUAUUCUAUUAAACUCAACCGCAUGAAUAUUAAUAGGCUACACCUAUCUCCUGAGAAAUUUGAUACUUUUUCAUAAGAGUAUUUUUAGUACUCUUUAGCAUUUUUACAAAAGUUCAAAAGUCUGAUUUCGACCGGGCACUUUAUCUAAUUGAAUCGUAUUUGGCUCGCAAUUUUGAUAACUUUAUCUUUCCUGCGGAAUCUCCGAAGUGUUGAAUCGGCUAUAAUUACACUAUAUAUAAUUACAUAGAUUUAGUUUAUUGUUGAAUGAUAUUUUUCAUAUUGUAUGAAAAAUUUCAUUAAAUUAAAAAUGACUCCUUGAAAAAGAGUUCAUAGGCGUCCCCACGAAGGGCUACCAUUUUAGCUCUUUAGAAACUGCGUAUUAGCUCCAAAAUUCUGCGAGACAGCCCCCGGAAGUGCAUAUUAUUAACCACUGAUUCCCAAUGUAUAUAGGAUCCAGCAAUUAAAUUGACUUUAUAAGUGAAUUAAGGUUUUCUUUUCAUUGCUCUUGUAGAAAUGAGGAUCGAAAUUUACAAGAUACACAGUUCAACAUCUGGAGAUCUCUGCUCGUUCGUCCUUAUCGUGGGAUAUUAAGUUAAUUAGUCUUUUUCAUAGAAUACUAAAUUUGGUAAAAGAAAAUACCACAUUUUAUAUGCGUUGGUAUUGUAUGUAGUGUGCUCGUGGCGCAUAAGAAAAGAUCGGCCAUGCUGUUCAUACGUUUAGUCUUAGAUUAAUAUUUAUUUCACGUAAACAUGCUUAUUGUAUAUUAGAAAUGUUUUGUCAGAUUUGCAGCAAGUCAAUCGUACGUAUAUAAGCCUAACAAGAACGUGAGCUAUUCUGCUAAUUAACAGUAUACUUUAAAUUUAAUUUCGUGCUUAAUUCUGUACUUUAAUUUUAAAAACUCAUGUUCAUCUAACGUUUUCGUAUUCGUAAUAUAUAUAAAAAAAUCUUAGUAUGGGAA
Paramuricea clavata is the source of this 5131-nucleotide messenger RNA. The record is from the annotation of a GenBank genome assembly. NCBI's taxonomy places the organism in Eukaryota, Metazoa, Cnidaria, Anthozoa, Malacalcyonacea, Plexauridae.